AUGAUGGAAGAUCGAUUUGUAACACGACCAUUUUCAAAUAAAAUUGAUUCUCGCCUUCAAGCAGUCAUUACAUCACCAUACAUACAACCUCAACUUCAUUAUGCAAAACUGAUAAAUCGUCGUGGUCAGGUUGCUUCGAGUUAUGAUUAUUUGCGUAGUCUGCCUUCUCAGAAGCGUCGACGACAAGAAGCAGUAACACCGGAAACUAUUUUACGUGCUUUCAAAAAUGAUCAAAAUAAUCGACUCAAUCAUUAUCAUCAAGUUGAGAUUGCUUCACGUCGUGCUACUUAUAAUAGUUUUGAGAUUCUCGGUAGACGACAUAGAAAACAAGCACACGAAAAUGAAAAAUCUUGUGAAAAAAGUAUUCCCGUUUAUUCAUCGAAAGUAGAAAAUAAUGGUGAACGACAAUCCCGAGUAACUUCUGCACGUAGUAGAAAAUUAGAAGAUAACAAAGAUUUAACUGAACCUGAACAAAAACAAAAUCAUAUUGAGCGAUUCGAUAAAGUCGAUGUACGUUCUUCUUCAGAACCCCAUACAUGCGAAAUAACAAUGUCGUAUGGAACACGGAGUAUUGUUAAUUCUGCAAAACCUGCUCGUAAUGAAAUUAUUGUCUUGCAACAGCUUAGUACUGGCAAAAACUUAGUUAUUUAUAGAGGUUUUUUAACUGAAGGCGAAUCCUUCUCAUUUAAAUCUCAACGACGACCCACAUCAGCUUUCGCAUUGGCUUUCUAUUGCAAAGGAUUUAUUGAUAGUAUAGUAAAUGAUUGUUGUGAAUUUGGAUAUUGUAGAAGAAAUCAACAUAUUAAUGAAUACAGUCAAUUCUCAGUUGUGCGAGUUCAAAAUGCCAUUCCAUGUGAGAAAUGUCGUAAAAAAUAUGCUCAGAAAACACUAUCAUCGAAUAAUAGACAAAAUUCACAGUCCCAUCAUAAAGAAAAUCGACGUUAUUUAACACCAACACCAAACUCUUCAGUUGGUAAUCAUGAGAAACGAGACUUAGAUUCAAAACAAAAUCAUAGAAAUAAAAAAAUAGUAAAACAUAGAAGACAUUCAACGACAAUGAAUCCAAUGAGUGACAAUAUUAAAGAAAAGAAGAGUGAACUACCUGAAGGAUAUAAACAAAGAACUACAGACAAAUCAGAAGUAGUUGGCUUCAGUCUCUUAGAAUUAGCAUUGGUACAUGAAGAAGAACCAUCUACACAAAGGAUGCAAACAAAUUCCGUCUGCUCAUCGCUUGUUCCAGAAAACACAGCUAGACAUAGCACUGAUUUUCUUGAAGAGAAAAUAUCACCAACACCAUCACAACAGCAUCGAGUGAUUCAAGAAUGGGUGGAUCAAAUAGAAGCUGAUCCAUUGGAUAUUCCUAGAUCGACUUAUAGUCCUGGUAUCACAAAUACAGAGAAUACCUGUCAGAUGCAUUCACCUAGUUCAUCACAACAAUUACAAAUACACACACAUCCAAUUCAAUCAAUCAAUGUAAUGCGUCAUGAAAAAAACGUAGAAAGUUUUAUUUAUAUUCUUGAUGGUACUUUACAAAUCUCUGAUGAUGAUUUAACAAAACUACGUGGUGUUAUAAAUUUUGGAUUAACGUUUAAUAAUAUUAAUGACAAAACAUGUAUCGAAUAUGUUAGUCAAGUUAUCGAUGAACAAAUCAUUAUGAUUUUAUCCCGAACAAGUGUAAAAAAUCUCGAUAGAAAUUUACAGAAUUUUUCACAAAUUCGUUUUAUUUACGUUGUCGAUAAUGAUAAAGAUUUAUCAUAUGAUUCCAGGAAAAUUCAAGGUAUUCAUGCUAAUAUAUCCUGUGUAUGUAGUCAACUAGAAAAAGAUAUAUUGUUAUGCACAUCCGAUCUUACUAAGAUCGUGUCAUACUCUGAUGAUGACGAUAUUAAUAAUAGUACUUUUGCUUAUACACAAGUACUGAAAGAUAUACUCUUAGAAAUCGAUGAAACAACUGAUUUGAAAAAAGAUAUGUUAGAAUUUUGUCGUCAACAGUAUAUUGGUAAUGAAAUACAAUUGAGAUUUAUUGAUGAAUUUGAAUAUCAUUUUCUACCUGAUCAAGCUAUUGCAUGGUUUUCACGUCAAGAAACUUUUCUAUUCAAAAUGCUUACACGAGCAUUUCGAAUGUUAGAACCGGACAUUCUCUUUCAACUUCGUUUUUUUAUCCAACAUCUUCAUCAACAAUUGAAAUCAAAUCUUUCGACAACACCAAUGACUGUUUAUCGAACUCAAUAUAUAUCCACUGAUGAUAUUGAUUCAAUAUCAAAAAAGCAAAAUGGUUUGCUUACAUUUAAUGGAUUUCUCAUGACAUAUAAAACUGAAGUUGAGGCACAGCAGCCUAUUAAUACUGAUAUGAAAUUAGUUCGAUUUGAAAUAGAAUUGAAUAAAACGAUUCCUAUGAUGGAAAUCAAAACGAAUCCUGAGAAUAUACUCAUAACUUUUGGAACUGUAUUUCGCAUCUCAUCUAUCAAACGAAUGGAUAAAGAAGUAAUAAUUAUAAAAUUAACGUUGGAUAAUGAUAUAUUAAAUACAGUACAACAGAUAACAAAAAGUGUACAAGAGAACACUUAUGGCCCUUUUCCAUUAUUUCGUAUAACCAAACUAAUGAAACAAAUGAAAAAUAUACAAUAUACAGAAUAUUUCUGUAAUAUCUUAGUAAAUCAUCCAUUAAUCAUAAACGAUGAAGCAGCAAAUUCAACUGUUGCUGGAUUAUUUCAUAUGCUUUGUUGUUUCUAUUAUGAAAAAAAACAAUAUGAUCAUGCACUUGAACACUUACAGAUAUCUCUUAAAGCGUAUUUACGUGUUUUAUCAUCGGAUGACAUUAAAUUAACAACGACUUAUAAUAAUAUGGGAAGUAUCUAUCAUCGACAAGGAUUAUAUGAACAAGCAUUUCAUUUUCAUAAGAAAGCAUAUGAUAUACAAGUACACUAUUCAAACUUUGAUCCAUAUGCAAUUGCUGCAUACGCUUGUAAUAUUGCCUGUGUACUUGUAGAACAAGGCAAAUAUGAAGAUGCAAUUCCAUAUCUUCAACGUGAUUUACAGAUUCGAAAACGACUCUGUCCAAACAGAGACGAUAUACAAUUAUCUACUAAAUAUCAUAAUCUUGCUGGAGCUCAAUUUCGACUACAAAAAUAUAAUAAAGCAUUACAAAAUUAUCAGAAAUGUCUUGCAAUCGAACUUAAAUUACAUUCAUCAAAUCAUCCAACUAUCGCUUUAACUUAUUGUAAUAUGGCAACUGUAUUAGAAGGUUUAAAACGAUUGGAAGAAGCUAUCGAAACAAUUGAAAAGGCAAUAAAACAUUUGCUUUUAACAAGAAAUGAAAAUGAUGAAGAAAUACAAUUGUAUAAAGAAUACAAAAAAUCUUUGCAACAAAAACUUGUUUGA
This is a messenger RNA of Adineta steineri, 3378 nucleotides long. NCBI's taxonomy places the organism in Eukaryota, Metazoa, Rotifera, Eurotatoria, Adinetida, Adinetidae. The record is from the annotation of a GenBank genome assembly.